Molecule: messenger RNA, 3686 nt
Organism: Lactuca sativa (garden lettuce)
Lineage: Eukaryota; Viridiplantae; Streptophyta; Magnoliopsida; Asterales; Asteraceae
Product: Protein kinase superfamily protein
Source: RefSeq, a predicted model, not a curated record
CACAGAGACCAACAUCCUACUUUUUCUUCUUUAUUUUUCCUCUCUUUCUUAAAACUUCACCUUUUCAAGAUACCCUAAAACAUAAAAACCAUAUCACGUUCCCAGAAGCUCUUAUUAUUAUUAGGUUUAAAACAUAAAGAAACUCACACCCGUUUGAAAGAAUUACAGAUUCGAACUGAUUUGGUUCAACAGUAAUGUUGAGGAGUUAAUUGUUCUUGUUGGUUUUCUUUUUAAACGAUUAUCUUUUUGUAUCCUACGAUGCGUCUUUGGUGGGUUUUAUCCAUUUAAUAAGAUGAGUGACAACAAAGGAGGAGACAAGUCCAAGAAACAGAAACAUUCUACGCCUUCUCCUAAAGAGAAUCCAGUUCAAGAAUCCCUAGAAGAUCCGUCGGUCGCCGUCGUUGGCCCUACGUUUCUCUCUCCACCUCCACCACUACCACAGCCACCACCGCCGCCACCGCCUUCUUCACAGCUUUACAUCACGACAGAACCAGUCGUCAAUCCCAAAAGACCUAGAUACACUAGCGCCACCGGCCAAUGGAAGCUCUUACCAUCACCAUCGCAAAAACCGAUCCCGAUCAAUGUCGUUGUCGCCACCGAGAAAACACCGUCUCCGUCUCCUUCAACCAACCAGCCACCACCGACUCAUCCCGUUGUUGCGGCAGCUUCUUCGUCGGACACCACCUCAUCCCCUUCGCACUCCCCACGCCCUUCUGUCUCCGGCCAAGAGACGAGCAAAUCGGAAAACGAACAGCAAUACACGCAACACCAGUUACGAAAAGGCAAAUACGUGAGUCCAGUUUGGAAGCCGAAUGAAAUGCUGUGGUUAGCGAGAGCUUGGAGGGUUCAAUACCAAGGUGGCGGAGGAACUCCCGGGUCGGAUCAUGCAUCGGAGAAUUUAAACCCGAUUACAAUCGAAGGUAACGUGAUAACGCCAACUCCACCUUCUCAGCUCCAAGGAAGAGGGAAAACUCGAGCUGAAAAAGAUCGAGAAGUUGCAGAGUUUUUGCAAAGAAAUGGCGUAAAUAGAGAUGCGAAAACUGCUGGGACGAAAUGGGAUAACAUGUUGGGAGAAUUUAGAAAGGUUUACGAAUGGGAAAGAGGUGGAGAGAGAGAACAAAUCGGGAAGAGUUAUUUUCGACUCUCACCUUACGAAAGAAAAUUACAUCGUCUUCCUGCUUCUUUCGAUGAAGAAGUGUUCGAAGAGUUGGCUCAGUUCAUGGGAUCUCGAAUGAGAACUCCAUCGAAUAGCAUUUGUCGAGGCAACUCCCCGUUUCUUUUAACCUCCGGCGAUCAAGAAUCCCGGUUAGCCGUCGUCGACACCAAAUCUUUACCUUUCCCUCCGCCUUUCCGUGACGACGAUCUCCACUUCUCCUCCUCCGGGAGAGGUGUAAGUCGACAUUUGAUAAGUGAUCAAGGGUACAUCCAUGGCGUUCGAGGGAGUUUAUUAGGGUUAGAAACUUCUCCGGCCGACGUAGUAGGCGGAGGACAAUACGAAACUUCAUCGACAUCAACAUCAAAGGAGCUACGAAGAAUUGGUAAAGUACGAAUGGUGUGGGAAGAACUUGUGAGCUUAUGGGCUGAAGAUGGCGAACAUCAUAGAGGUAGAGUGAAGGUUCAAGGUACAAGCUUUUUAAACGCAGAUGAACUCACAUUCUUAGAUGAUGCAAUGGUUGCUUGUACCUUAGAAGCUUUUGAAGACGCCAAUUCCCCUCUUAAAGGGUUUUCUGUUGAUCGUUUUCUUCCUGGGCAACAAGUCAAAGUGUUCGGAAGACGAAAGUCAACUUAUUCAACUCCUUCACAUCAUAAUAAUACUGGUAUUGAAAGAACUCAACCUCCUUCAGAGCCCUCAAUUAGAUCUUUAACAUCAUGGGAGUUUCAAGAUCCGACGGAGUAUUAUUUGGGUUGUCUUCGUGUUCCUCCACCAUCGUUACCAGGUUUGAUCGAUCUUCCAUGGUAUUUACAGGAACCACCGCCGGAGGAGCUCCGAUUCCCGAUUAGAAAGGAUUUGUAUCGAGAUCUUCCUCAAGGAAAAGAACUUUUCUUUACGACAUCUUCAGAACCCUUGGAUUGUCGAUCGAUUACGUUGGAGAUUUUAAGCCCAAUUGCUCGAUCAAACCCUAGUCUCACUAUUUCCACAAGAGAAUCUUUCAUUGGGGUUUGGGACGAUUGCAUUAAUAGGGUUAUAUUAAAAUUCAGCAAUCUUGAAAUGGGUUUCAUUCGAAAACCUACUCAAUUGAUGUCGUCUAAUGAUGUCUCACAAGAUCAAUGGCCUAAUGUAACUGGAUUCGUGAGGAAUUUUUGUUUAUGGAGAGGAGAAGAAACUGAUAGAUUGAGAGAAGAUAAUAAUCUUGAUCCUUCUUCGUUAAUGGUGCAGAAACUGUUAUGGAGUUACUCGGAUCUUCCUUAUAUUUUAGGUUAUUAUGCUGUUGGGUAUAUCGUCACCUUUUGCGCAUUAAGUCGAACACAUGAUAGGCUUAUCAGAACUGAUCUUCACACUAUUGACUUAUCAACACCUGGAGAUCGAAUCAAAGCUUUAGUCCCUUGUUGGAGGAUCGCUGGGUUACUAUCGUUAUUGGCUGAUCGUUGUGCUAACGUUCAACAGAUCAACAAAGCUUUUCCAUACAGCGACUUUGAAAGAAUCGAUUUGGGUAAUGGCAACAUAAUCGAAUUAACACCAAAUUAUAUGACGCGAGUUUUCUCAAGCAAGAGAAAAUGGGUUACAGUGAAAGAGAUCUACGAUUUUCUCGAUCAUCGGAUUCCACAUUCGGAAUACAUCUGUCAAUCAUCGGAGAGAGAUUUGAGUUUAAGUUUCAAACCAAGAGGAUGCAAGUUAAAGCUUUCAAACAUGGAGCAAUUAGUAGAAGCUCUGAAACACGUAACAAAAGCGUUGGUGGCGUUACAUGAUUUAUCCUUCAUGCACAGGGACUUAGGUUGGGACAAAGUGAUGCGGCGAAGCGACAGAGAAAACGAGUGGUUCGUGAUCGGUUUUGAUGAAGCGGCAAGUGCGCCACAAAUAUACCCACCGCAGCAGGAAGGUGUGGCGUCGAAGACGACGACGGUGGUGGGAGGAGGAGGAGGGGGGAGACACGCGCCGGAGAUGAAAGGUAGAGGAAUGCAUGGAGUGAAGGUGGACGUGUGGGGUGUAGGUCAGAUGCUGAAGACAUGCGGGUUGGUGGGGUUACCAAAGGCGCUGAGGGAGUUGCAGAACAGGUGUUUGGAUCAGAACCCAGAACAGCGGCCCACGGCGGCGGACUGCUAUCACCACCUGCUUCAGUUGCAGUCAUCAAUGUCAGCCGCCGCCGGUGAUUACUGAAAAUAAAAAGGAAAAAUGGAAAUCGUAGGUAUUUAUUAUAUAACCUUUUGACAGAACUUUUUCGCAUACAUACACAACAACAUAUUCAGUUAUGAAAUUGGAAUUGAAUUAAUCGGGGUGAUGGACACUGAUCGUAGUCGUAGUAGUAGUAGCACCAGCUCCCCUCAUUAUGGGGGCCAAAAACAAGACAACAAAAUGGCCUGCAUGGGUUUCGUAGGAGUGCAGUAAAUAGGCCACAGGGUAUCUCUUUUAGGUUUUUGUUGGGGUAAUUUGGGUAUUUCACUUGUUUGUAUCGACUUUAUUCAACUUCAUUUCAACUUGUACUAGCGAUUGCUUUGGAUUGUAUAAUUUAAAAAAAAAAAAAUAGAAA